Seminavis robusta is the source of this 576-nucleotide messenger RNA. NCBI's taxonomy places the organism in Eukaryota, Bacillariophyta, Bacillariophyceae, Naviculales, Naviculaceae. The record is from the annotation of a GenBank genome assembly.
AUGUCAAAAGAUGUCAUGUUCUUUGGUUUGGAUAUGGCUUUGCUGCAGGAGCAGCGCAAAAAGGAUCCACCCAAGAGGCUUCCUUGGCAUCGAUCACCAGCGAAGGCACUUCUUGAAACUGAUAUUGACAAUGACGUCCACCUUCAAAUUCUACCGAAUGGAAAGAAGAUCAAGCCGGAAGCAAUCUACAAAUCAAGAAGUGAAUACCAAGAACACGAGCUUAAAGUAUUCCGAAACCACAUUUACCAAGAGGUCAAGAGACGUGAGAAACUAAAGAGUAAUGUAAGGUUUGCAAAAAAGAAGCUUCGUGUGGUGCGACCCGUCAUUGCAACCAACCAAGCAAUCGAUUUGAUCGAAAGAGGAGAGAUUGUUGAUAUGGAAGAGGAAAGGAAGAGGCUGACCAAGAAACUUGAGAGUGAAAGACUCGACAACCAAGCAGAGCCACCCGAAACCGCGCCACCUGAAACGGACAAUAGCACAACAAUCAGCACCACUAGUGGCACCUCGAAAACGUCCACAAUGCUGGCAAAGAAGAGGGAAGCAGCUUCUAAAAAGAAAAAGAAAGCAACUCUUUAA